GAGCGUGUGGGAUCAGAGGGUGUGUAAGUGGUGAAGUGGUCUUUCUUUUUCUUCUUCUUCUUCGCCCUCGUUAUUUGACUUUGGAAUUCCAUUUCACUCUCAUUUUUCUCUUCUUGAAUUUUCCUUUCACGGACAUCCUUUUCUGAUCAUUGUCACGGGGUCUUUGGAGACUCCAAGAUCGCCGAAGCCCAUUUCUUCUCCGCCUUUAUCUUCUUCUUCUUCUUCUUCUCAAUUUUGCAUGAGCAUUUCUUGGGAUCAUACAAUUUGGUUUCUUUUCAUUGAAGAUCCGUUGGUACGAGUUAAAUGAAGCCAAAUUCGAAACUGGGUCUUUGACGGUUUCGAAUUUGCUUUCACAAUGUCUAUUUUCUGAGCUGAAGAGUUUUAAUGAACUCGCCUGUCCGUUAUUAAUAGCGAACAUAAAGGUAAAGGUUUUGGUUUUUUAUCCGUUGUAAAAAUUAUCUUAUCUUUUUCGAAAUUUGAUCUUCAUUUCCUGGAAGCUGUGCUUUUGUUUAUUGAAUCUCCACAAAAAACCCAACCCAUUCAUUCAGCUCAUUCACACGGGAAUGUUCUUUUUAGUUUGAUUUCCCAAUCCCAAUUAUAAUACUAUUCAUUCAAAAUCGCUUCUUUAGUUCAAAUUCCUGGCCUUCGCCUGCUCUUUUGCUUUCUUUCCAAAUUCCAAUCCAAUCUUGAUUAUUUUUUGCGUUGGGCGGCUAAUGGGUUGUGCAAGCUCGAAGCAAAAGCGAUGCCGGCACUGCCAGAGACACUAUUCCCCUGUUCCCAGAAGCUACUCUAUGCACGUCCACCACCCACCGCAGAGCCGCGGCGAUAGCUACCAUGUCGUCGCUCUCACCUCCUCCACACUGGGCUCGCUCAACCAAAUCAACCAUUCCAACAACAAGAUCAUCGACGUCGCCGACGAUCUCAACGACGGCAAUGGCUGCUACAAUGGCCACGUCGAUGAGAACGAGAAGAAGCAGAGUAAGGAAUUCACGAUCGGCCUAAUCGAGGCCAAGACGUGGUCGAACAUGAUCGAACAGAAAAUCCCGAAAAUUAUACCCAAGACUCCGAUUAGAACCCCACCAGGAGAGCCCGAGACCAUCAAUGCUUGGGAAUUGAUGGAAGGCCUUGAAGACGUUAGUCCUCUCCGGUCCCCACUUCAUCUCAGGAGCUUUUCGUUUGAUAUUGUUCGCAAUCCAAAUCCAAAUCCGAUUCAGAAUCCGCUCGAUCGCCCAAAAUCAAGGUUUCAAGAGAACGGCGCGGCUUCGCCUAAGCCCAUGUGGCUUCAAAUGGGAGAAGGUGAGCCUGUAAUUUCCGACUUCGAUCCGGAAGUAAUUUCUACCUUCAGAAAAUCUCUCCAAGAGCUACCAUCCGAUAACCCAUUUCAUCUCCGGCCAUUGGACAAUGACAAACAACAUCAUCAACAAGUGUUUGCAGAAGCCGGCAAUGAAACGAAGGUAAACGGUACUGUCGGUAAUGGGUACAAAUGCGGGAACGACAAGGUCGUUUUGUAUUUCACCAGCCUCCGUGGGGUGCGGAAGACGUACGAGGACUGUUGCCAUGUCAGGGUGAUCAUAAAAGGCCUUGGAAUCCGAGUCGACGAGCGUGACGUGUCAAUGCAUUCGGGAUUCAAGGAGGAGCUGAAAGAGGUAAUGGGUGAAGGGUUUAGCGGCGGAGGCUUGCCGAGGGUGUUUCUGGGUAAAAAAUACAUCGGCGGGGCUGAAGAAAUCCGGCGAUUGCACGAGGAUGGCCAGCUCGAGAAGCUGUUAGAGUGUUGCGAAAGGGUGGAUGAUGGUGGCCAGGGCGGUGGUCUUGUUUGCGAGGCUUGUGGGGAUAUAAGGUUUGUGCCUUGUGAGACUUGCUCCGGUAGUUGUAAAAUUUACUAUGAAGAAAAAGAAGCAGAAACAGAUGAAGAAGAAGAAGAAGCAGAAGAACAAGAAGAAGAAGAAGAAGAAGAAAAAGAAGAAGGGGGUGAGGAGGGUGAGUAUGGAUUCCAGCGUUGCCCUGAUUGCAAUGAAAAUGGGCUAAUACGAUGCCCCAUUUGUUGCUUUUAGUUUUACAGGCUGAUUAACAAGGCACUUUUUCCAAUUUUGUGUCCAUCUUUUUUGCUUUUUGGUGAGUUGUUUGUUGUACAGUAGAGUUUGUUAUUGUUUGAUUGGAGAUCAAUGAGAAAGAAAAAAAAAACUGUAGUAGCAGGAGAGGGUGAAUAAGGUUGUUCUAAAGCAGGUUUCCUCAACCUCGAUCAAUGAGUUGUUGUAAGGGCUAUUGUAUACUUUAUAUUUUGUUUUCAGAAAGCAAAACAGGGCUUUGUAUACUUUUUCUCCU
Corylus avellana is the source of this 2322-nucleotide messenger RNA. RefSeq names its product Glutaredoxin family protein. NCBI's taxonomy places the organism in Eukaryota, Viridiplantae, Streptophyta, Magnoliopsida, Fagales, Betulaceae. The record is from RefSeq and is a predicted model, not a curated record.